Bufo bufo (common toad) is the source of this 2008-nucleotide messenger RNA. Its product is annotated as acidic leucine-rich nuclear phosphoprotein 32 family member B-like. Gene Ontology annotation, molecular function: histone binding. The transcript has 8 exons. Gene Ontology annotation, cellular component: nucleus. The coding region runs from base 93 to 815 and encodes 240 amino acids. Gene Ontology annotation, biological process: regulation of apoptotic process. NCBI's taxonomy places the organism in Eukaryota, Metazoa, Chordata, Amphibia, Anura, Bufonidae. The record is from RefSeq and is a predicted model, not a curated record.
AGUAGCAUACACGCAUUUCGUAAUUGUUUAUUUAUUAUUUUUUAUUUUAUUUUAAGAAGUUUCUGUUCUUGCUUGAACUUGAACCUUCUAAAAUGGACAUGAAGAAGCGACUCACCUUAGAGCUGAGGAACCGGAAGGCAGCUGAGGUUAAAGAAAUGGUUUUGGAUAACUGCCGUUCAGAUGAUGGCAAGAUUACAGGUCUUACAGUGGAGUUUGUGAACCUGGAAUUCUUGAGCAUGAUAAACAGUAACUUGGUGUCCGUAGCUAAUAUUCCCAAAUUGGAGAAAUUAAGAAAGAUGGAGCUUAGUGAUAACAGAAUUUCAGGUGGUCUGGAAGUGCUUGCAGAGAGGACACCAAAUUUAACACACUUGAAUCUCAGUGGGAACAAGAUUAAAGACAUAAACACUCUGGAACCACUUAAAAAACUAAAUCACCUCAUGAGUUUAGAUUUAUUCAACUGUGAAGUCACCAUGCUGAAUAACUACAGAGAGAGUGUAUUUGCGCUGCUGCCCCAGUUAACUUAUCUUGAUGGUUUUGAUGCUGAUGACCAAGAGGCACCUGAUUCUGAUCCGGAGCCAGAUGGUGAGGAUGUGGAUGAAAAUGGAGAAGAAGGGGAGGAUGAAGAAGAGGAGGAAUUUGAUGAAGAUGAGCUUGAUGAAGAUGAAGUAGAUGAUGAGCCUGACUCUGAGGAGGGAGAAGAUGUAGAAGAGGAGGAGGGAGAAGAGGAAGAAGAUGAAGAUGCACCCCAGGGAGAAAAGCGAAAAAGGGAUUUGGAAGAUGAAGGUGAUGAUUUUGAGGAAGAGGAUGAUGAAUAAUACUCGAAAGGCAACCUGGAUCUUUUUAUGGACUGUGGGCUGGCUAUCAGUACAUGUGAUGGUGCCUGCUGAUGGGUACACUACUGUAGACAUCUGUCAGCCCAUCCACCCCCACCUGUUAAAGGUUUUGUUUUUUUUCCCCCCCCUCCUUUCCUCCUCCUGUGUGUAGAGAAAUUAGACUUCUGGUCUGAAUGAAAAUGUUUGCUGCUUUAUUUAAACAGAUGGCCGGCUGACUCAUUUGCAGAGUCGGAUCGUAGAAAUUAUAUCUAUCUAUAUCUAUCAUUUUUUUUUUUUUUCCUCAUCCAUCCCACGUCCCUUGGAAUUUUCUGUGAAAGUUCUGUGGUUCCUCUGAUCUGUGAAUGUUGCACGGGUGUUAAAAAUAUGAGGAUGAUUCCAAAGACAGUCUCCCUCUAUCAUGCAUUCUUGUUUUUCAUUCAGGUCUUAAUAUUUUUUGCUUUCUCCAGUAUGAUUUAACCUCUUUGCGUUUUUUUGGCAAGAACACUUAAUGAUUUUGUAAAAAAUAAGUUUGAAACUAUUUCAUUUCUUUACCUCUUCAAGCUGCUGAAGUAGUACGGUGUUCCCUCAAGAAACAAUGGCCUCGGGACACUAUUUUCAUUAUACAAUGGGCCAUCGUAAGUUUAAACUAGACACAACAUGCAGUGCCUCACUCAUAUCCAACCACUAAACAUGACCUUUUCUGUGUUUAAAACAUCUUUAAUGACUGUAGUACUACAUGCCCUGCACUGAACCGUUUCUGUGCCAGGAUGAGCUGCUUCUUUGGAGGGCAGCUCCAUUUUACUUUUCUGGUACAAUGUGUGCAAUACAGGUUCCUGAAGAGGCUCCUGUCCUCAUUGUAGAAAGUGAUUUACAGUUUCCAGCACCUAUAAGUGACUUAAGUUUUAAGUAUUUGUCUUAAUCAUUACUAUGAUCAUCCCAGAACCAAUUCAUUCUGUAACUUGAGGGACCACUGUACUCCCCAGAGCAUACUGACAUUGUAUAUGCAGUGAUUUUGGCAAUGCAAUAAGCACUAUGGUUGCACACUAAAUUACAUUAGUUAUAGGCCCGGUAUUGGCAUUGUUAACUUCAUCUAAGAUUAAAGUUUCUGCAAGGCUGCAUUCCUCUUCUAAAACCUACUUGGAUACUUCUGAGCAUCCUCCUCUUUGAUUUCUUAGGCUACUUUCACACUAGCGUUU